GAAAACUCCGGUGAUUACACAAGCAAUCUGCGUAUUGUUACUUCUACAGCCGCUCCGGGCAAAAUGUGAUCGUGGUGAUUGAGGACACGGAGUGGGGAUCGAGCCAGUCAACUGCGAAGUGCGAAGGGUAUCGGUAGUGUUUUCGCCUACACAGAAUCGUGCAAGAUUAUUUCAUAACAUGCUAUGUUGACAAGCAUCCGUCAAUCUCCUCAAAAGUGACACCUGCCACCAAUUCUCGAAAAAACCGCCGUCGCCUUUUAGCGUGAUUUUCUUACUCUUUACCUCAUACACAAUGGCCGAUUUGAAUUUAGAUUUAAACCAACCGCUGCAACUGCAGAUAGCACAGUUCAAAAGCGACCCCGAAAAAAUGCAAGAUGUGAAUGAUUUUUUGACCGACCUUUUAGACAAAGCGCAAAAAGAGGCCGAACUGAGGAGCUGCGGCAAAGGCAAAGGCAAACUGGACGCUUUAGGAAUACAAAAUGGGACUAAGCGCAUUGGGGCAUGGUCUAACAGGGCGCGCUCGCAUGCCCGUACCUUCGCAACACGGAUUUUCACAACAAUUUGCAAUUGUACAAAUUCUGUUCGUAGCGUUGUUGUCAAUCGCAACUAAAUGUUGGUGUUAUGUUGUGUGUUGUUGUCAGUGUUGAAGAACUGUGUUGAAUAUAUGUAGGAUUAAAUCUA
Messenger RNA from Zophobas morio, 681 nucleotides. RefSeq lists its product as uncharacterized. The transcript is spliced from 3 exons. Lineage: Eukaryota; Metazoa; Arthropoda; Insecta; Coleoptera; Tenebrionidae. Bases 293 to 610 code for a protein of 105 amino acids. The record is from RefSeq and is a predicted model, not a curated record.